Trichoderma aggressivum f. europaeum is the source of this 3468-nucleotide messenger RNA. RefSeq lists its product as uncharacterized. The record is from RefSeq and is a predicted model, not a curated record. Gene Ontology annotation, biological process: translation. The transcript is spliced from 6 exons. Bases 1 to 3468 code for a protein of 1155 amino acids. Gene Ontology annotation, cellular component: ribosome; small ribosomal subunit. Lineage: Eukaryota; Fungi; Ascomycota; Sordariomycetes; Hypocreales; Hypocreaceae. Gene Ontology annotation, molecular function: protein binding; structural constituent of ribosome.
AUGUCCAUGGUCAACGCCUCUAGAGGGAACAAUCCCAGCCGGAAUCAGCCCCGAAGCACCACGCCCUUCAAUAAUGGCCCUGCCAUCGCGAGUUCCGGCAUCCCUCGCCCUGUUCUAGAUGCCCAGCAGCAGCCAAACGAGUCCAGCUCUGCCAGUCUCAGCGCGAGCAGACAGAAACAAUCUAAGCGCGAUGAGGCGAUCCGCAGGAAACUGGAGAGCGACCUCUCCAAAAAGAAGACUCUCACGGGCCGAUCACGACAGAUUCGCAGAGCCCCUCCCGGAACUGUGCUCGCCCUCAAGCCCAGCCAGGCUCUCCAGAUCAAGCCUGCCACCACGGUCUCCGAGGCUGCUCAGCUGAUGGCUGCGAAGAGGGAGGACUGCGUGCUGGUGACCGACGAUGAGGACCGGAUUGCUGGCAUCUUCACGGCCAAGGAUCUUGCGUUUCGCGUGGUCGGGGCUGGGCUCAAGGCUGCCAACGUCACGAUUGCUGAAAUCAUGACCAAGAACCCCCUCUGUGCCAGGACCGACACGAGCGCCACAGAUGCGUUGGACCUGAUGGUUCGCAAGGGCUUCCGCCACCUGCCUGUCAUGGAUGAGAACCAGGAUAUCUCGGGUGUGCUGGAUAUCACAAAGUGCUUCUAUGACGCCAUGGAGAAGCUGGAGCGCGCAUACUCUUCCUCGAGGAAGCUGUACGACGCUCUCGAGGGAGUGCAGUCCGAGUUGGGCGCCAGCCAGCCUCAGCAGAUUAUCCAGUAUGUGGAGGCUCUCCGAUCCAAGAUGUCUGGGCCCACACUCGAGUCCGUGUUGAACGGCAUCCCGCCGACCACGGUGAGCGUCCGGACCUCGGUCAAAGAGGCUGCGGCCAUGAUGAAGGAAAACCACACCACUGCGGUGCUCGUGCAGGACCAGGGGGCCAUUACGGGCAUUUUUACGAGCAAGGACGUCGUUCUUCGUGUCAUUGCUCCAGGCCUCGACCCGGCCAAUUGCAGCGUCGUGCGUGUCAUGACCCCUCACCCCGAUUUUGCCCCAAUGGACAUGACCAUUCAGGCUGCCCUGCGAAAGAUGCAUGAUGGCCAUUAUCUCAACCUUCCCGUCAUGAACGACGGCGGUGAGAUUGUGGGAAUGGUGGACGUGCUCAAGCUGACUUAUGCUACGCUGGAGCAAAUCAACACCAUGUCGAGUGACAAUGGCGAGGGCCCGGCGUGGAACAAGUUUUGGCUCUCCAUCGACCACGAGACGGAGUCGAUGGUGUCUGGCGACGGCAGCCACAGCCAUCACCACGCUCACCACACCCGCAUGAUGUCGCCCGAGGCGAACCGCCUUGGAGACAGCGUCGCCCCCAACGACUCUGCAUCGCACAUCGGACUGGAUUCGCCUCCUCACUCCAUCGCCCCCGAGGUGACGACCGCCGACGUUCCGUUCGCCUUCAAAUUCAAGGCACCUUCGGGACGUGUUCACCGGCUGCAGGUGGUUGCAUCGCAAGGCAUAGAAUCGUUUGUGCAUGCCGUUGCAUCCAAGCUCGGAAGUGAACUCGACAGCAUCGGAGGCAUGCCGGAUGUUCUGGAGGGCAGAAUCGACGGUGCUGGGUUUGCCCUUAGCUACAUGGACAACGAGGGUGACACCGUGUCCAUCACCACCGAUAACGAUCUCCUGGAGGCCAUCCUCUUGGCCCGCCAGGCACAUCUCGACAAGGUCGAUCUCUUUGUCCACGACUCAGAGAGGCCGCCCUCAGCACCCUCGUUGGACACCCUGCCAACCCCAGUUUCGUCAUCCACCGGCCUUCGUGAACGCCGGAGAGCCUACGACGACGAGGAAUCAGAGAGCGAGGAGGAGGAAUCCGAGGAGGAGGAGGAGCAGCGGCCCACGCGCCGUUCGCGGAGGACAAGGACGGUUGUCCACCAGGAGCAGAUUAUUGCCGGCGUACCCAACGACCUGCUGCUGCCCGGAGCCAUUGUCACCCUCGCGGUGGUUAUAAUCGGAGUGUUUACUAUUGCCAGAGCGACUAGCCGGUCGGACGACAGCUGGAGCAAAACGAACGCCGCCAUGAAUGUUCAGAGCGCCGCUGUGCGGCAUGGCCGCCGCGCACUGGCGUCUCCCUUGCCACGAGCCGUUCUGCGACAACUCUCGACCGAAGUCAGGACGGCGACAGCUUCGACCUCGACCUCGACCUCCAAUGGCCCUGCUCAGGCAUGGCCGGCCCCUCAGUCAGCCUCUGCGCCUCCCAAGAUUGUGUCAUCGGCCAAGAAGAAGCAAAAGAUUGUCGAGGAGGUCAUCAUGACGCUCGGAGCCAACUCUUCGCAGGAGCACCACGGAGCAGCCUGGAGCAAGCCGCAUCAGAGGGGCAAGCAGACUUUGACCCCCGCGCAGCAGUAUGCCGAGUUCCAGAGGAUCCAGAAGAACACGAGAAGCCUUGGCUCAAAGCUCGAGAAGCGCUACGUGCCCACGGAAAUCAUCAGCAACCCACCCCGGCCGGAGGACGUUACGCUGGAGCUGCUGAUGGCGUCGCAGACACACAUGGGCCACAACACUUCACUAUGGAAUCCGGCAAACUCCCGGUACAUCUACGGAGUGCGACAGGGGAUUCACAUCAUUUCUCUCGAGACAACUGCGGCGCAUCUUCGACGAGCGGCCCGAGUGGUUGAGGAGGUGGCCUAUCGUGGGGGUGUCAUUCUCUUUGUUGGCACUCGCAAGGGCCAGAUGGAGAUUGUGACAAAGGCAUCUGAGCUAGCAGGCGCCUAUCAUCUGUUCACAAAGUGGAUUCCCGGUUCCAUCACCAACCGAGAUGUCAUCCUCAGGACCCAGGGCAUGAAGGUUGUGGACCACCUAGACAAGGAACUGGAUGGAUUCGACAUGUUCAAGGGUACGGCGAGACCGAUACUGCCAGACUUGGUGAUUUGCCUCAAUCCUCUGGAGAAUUACACGCUGUUAUACGAGUGUGGCUUGAAGAACAUUCCCACGAUUGGAGUCAUUGACACAAACACUGAUCCUUCAUGGGUCACAUAUACGAUUCCCGCAAACGACGACAGUCUUCGUUCCAUGGCUUUGGUUGCCGGAGUACUUGGUCGAGCCGGAGAAGCUGGUCAGAAGCGACGACUACAAGAUGCCGCUAGCGGUAACAUCUCAUGGAGCACCUCGCCAGAACUCAGCCGCCACAUGAGGAAGGAAGUGCAGGCUGCCGUCCUCAAGAGAAAAGAGGUCAUGGGCCGGAUGCAGGCCAACAUUCAGGGAUUUACGGAUGAGGAGAUGAAGCUGCUGAGGUCACAAUAUCUUGGAGAGCAACAGGACGAGGCGACUGAGGACGACUUGGUCAACUUGAUGGGAGAGACGGUUGCGGCUGAAGCGUCAACGGAAAAGGCGGCGCCCUCGGGGGAGACGGUCGGCGCGCGUCUGGGCAGCAUCGAAGUGCAGCUGAAGAGCCUGCAGAAGAAUGCUGUUGAGAUGGAGCAAGCUGUGCGAGGAAGUGUAUAA